AUGGAGCUCACGGAAAUCUCGGUCACAGCCGGUUGGGCCUAUAUCGAGUUAUCAAGGUAUGCGUUGAAGACCCUGCGUUCCGAUGCUGGAGGUCAUCAGGGUGUCUCAAAUUAUACAUUCUACUCUGCUUGUUCCCGCUCGAAGCUCGAAUUUUCUGUACUUAAAGAACUGCCGGAUAUACAUGUCUUAGCCCAAACUAAGAGAAACCUGCUCAAGAAGGUUCAGCUGACCUCGUCUCUCCCUCCAUCCUAUCGCAGUAUUGACACCUUCGGUACAAGCAGUGCUGAUCCUGGAUAUACGAUGUCGACUAAAUCCUAUGCCACAUUGCUCUUCGCUUUCGUCAUCUUCUAUGACAACCUUGAAAGACCAACACCAACCCGCAGCUUGAGUCCCCCUCCACAAUUGGAUACUAUGCGCUGGUCCACCAAGCUUCACAAUACCUUGGAACGCAUUAAAUUUGGUAUCAGAGGCACCACUCUCCCCAGCGGCAUGCUUCCGUACGAAAUAUGGCUCUUAAUCGUCGAUGCCGUGGUUGACGACUUGGAAUCGACAGUCGAGCCAUUAACAUGGGUAUUGACCGGAUAUGAGUCCGAAAAGGUGACCGAUGAGAAUCGCUGUCUCAUGCUCGAUCAAAGCAAACCCCCCUGGUCUCACAGAAUCGAGCACUUCUUGAUUGACGACGCCAGAAACUGGGAAAAGAGCAAAAUCAAGCAUCGACAAGAUGCCAUGGAAGUCCUGUAUAACUUUACACUGGUCAACCGCAGAACUCGAGAAAUCAUCAACAGACGGCUACCACGAUGCACCUUUCUCCAUAGGAAUUGGUUCGAGCGUGGUAGGCCACUGGAGAAGCCUUCGACCUCAAUACGAAUCGUCCCGAGCAUCGAUCAGUUUCCUUACUUUGUCAGACGUCCUGCUCCGCACUCUCACAUGAAGUGUUACAGGGCUGUUUUCGGUCCUUGGGAAUACCACGGCUGCGUGGAACCUUUCUCUCAUGUUCAGACGGUAUUGCUUUCGGCGAUUCUGCUCAGGCCCGGCUGGGUUUACCAUCUCAAACACCAUUUCCAGUACUUGCAGAAAAUGCCUAGUUUGAGGAGUGUAGAGUUCAGAGCCAAACGACCGUACAGGGAAGCGGACGAAACUACUUACUAUACAGUAGAGGACAGUCUUCUCACUUUUCUGCCUGGGGAUGAGAAUUUGGACAUGGACGAGAUUAUUUCGAUGUGGAGGUCACUCAAAGACAGAGGGGUCAGGUUCACUGCGAGCCAUUCCAAGGCUUUGGUCGAGUUUACCUGA
This is a messenger RNA of Colletotrichum lupini, 1293 nucleotides long. RefSeq lists its product as uncharacterized. NCBI's taxonomy places the organism in Eukaryota, Fungi, Ascomycota, Sordariomycetes, Glomerellales, Glomerellaceae. The coding region runs from base 1 to 1293 and encodes 430 amino acids. The transcript has 2 exons. The record is from RefSeq and is a predicted model, not a curated record.